CAAUUUGGGAGAUCCUAUAAGACAGUGAUUUCAUGGCUGUGCUCUUCCUCUCCGAAUACUCACAACAAUCUCCUCACAGUCAAAGAUUUCCAUUCAUUACCACUUUCCUUGAGGGGUUUUCCAAGGAUUCUUGUACCGCACCAUAGAAUCCAGAUAUUUUACAAUUUUCUUUUUCCAUACACAAUAUUUCCCAAUGUUAAAUUCUCUCACACUCCUCAUUCUUUCUUCUUCAAUGAAAAGUUUGUGUUUAUUCUGUCUCUGAGUAAAGGCUGCCUCCACUUUCCCCUUCUUCUAUGCAGAGCAAAUAGCUUUUGUAUGUUACAGAUCAAAGUCGACAGCGAUGGAUGUUGCAAAUUUACGGCCACUCAAACACACAGUGCACAGAAAAAUCACCAAAAAAUUCGUGGAGCCACCGCACGAGCCAAGAGCGAUCAGGAUCUCCGUCACCGAUCCUGACGCCACCGAUUCCUCGAGCGACGAGGAGGGGGAAUUGUUCCCGCGCCGCCGUGUUAAGAAGUUUGUGAGCGAGAUAAGGAUGGAGACGGCGCGCAACAAUCCUGAAAACAGCCGGAAGAGAAGCACAGCCACUCUCCAUCCCAAACCCAAGCAAGUCUCUUCCAAGGCGGCGGCGCUCGCGGAAGGCGAGUGCCGGAAGUUCCGCGGAGUGCGGCGUCGUCCCUGGGGUAAAUGGGCCGCCGAGAUAAGGGACCCUUGCAAAAAGGUCAGGUUAUGGUUGGGAACUUACGACACCGCAGAGGAGGCGGCGAUGGUGUACGACAACGCCGCCAUCAAACUCCGGGGGCCGGACGCCUUGACCAACUUCGCCGUUCCCACCCGUAAAGACGAAUUGCAGGAACUCAAUGUGCUGUCAGGAGACGAUUCCUGCGAUGAUUUCCGGAACCGCUCCUCGCCGGCUUCUGUUCUUAGCUUCAGAAGCAGCCUCACCAGCGCCGAGGAGAGCUCGCCUAGUGCUUCCAAAACCGAAGACGAAGUGUGUGGGGAGAUAAAGGGCUCAGCCGUCGAAUACGCCGUUUGCUCGGCUGCAUCGGAGGAAUGUCGAGCCGGCAUGCCGGAUUAUUCCCCGGACGGCUUGCCUAUGACCACCGAUUUCUUGGAUGAUUUCUUCAAUUUCGAAGCCCAAGAUCAGACGUUGCUGUUUGAUCAACAAAAUUGCAGUGACAAUGCUAGAACCGGAGAUAAUUUUCUGAUCGAUGACGUAUUAGGAUUUGGAGAUUUUAACGAUUCGGCACUCGACGAAUUUGAUUUUGGAGAGUUAAAAUGUGAAUUCCCAGGUUUGUUUAAGGAUUCGUUUCAAGAUGAGUUCCCACAAAGACACAGUUUUGGAGAUGUUAAAUGUUCGAUUCAAGAGGAAUUUGUGGCGGUUCAAAAUAAGGCUGAGUUGACAGAUUUUUAUGAUUCGUCGUUGCAAGAAUUUUCCGGCGACUUUGAUGUUCUAAUUCCUGAAUUUAAUUUGGUUCGAGCGGAAGAAGAUUUUUACCAAGAAAGUAUGUUUGCGGAUGGAGCAGUAGCGGUGUCUUAGUGUUUAUCGGCUUGCCAAUCAACGCCAAAUUUUGUUUAGGGUAGAGUUUUUAUUUGAAUCAAUAUGUAGCUUCCUCUUUAAAUUAUUAAAUAAAUAGAUUCUUUCGAGUAA
Messenger RNA from Salvia miltiorrhiza (redroot sage), 1651 nucleotides. RefSeq names its product ethylene-responsive transcription factor CRF4-like. Gene Ontology annotation, molecular function: DNA binding; DNA-binding transcription factor activity. The transcript has a single exon. The record is from RefSeq and is a predicted model, not a curated record. Gene Ontology annotation, biological process: regulation of DNA-templated transcription. The coding region runs from base 341 to 1540 and encodes 399 amino acids. NCBI's taxonomy places the organism in Eukaryota, Viridiplantae, Streptophyta, Magnoliopsida, Lamiales, Lamiaceae.